Dibothriocephalus latus is the source of this 291-nucleotide messenger RNA. The record is from the annotation of a GenBank genome assembly. Lineage: Eukaryota; Metazoa; Platyhelminthes; Cestoda; Diphyllobothriidea; Diphyllobothriidae.
GUUGAGGAGGAGAUCGAGACCCUCCGACUUGUCCUAAAUGCCAAAGUUCAGCGGGCCGCCGAGCUGCGUCGGAGGCUAGGGAUGUAUGACUUCGGCGUGGCCAAGGAUGAUUUCAGGCGGACAGUCGAAACCGUGAAGAACUCCCAGGCCUACCAGAAGACUACAAGCGCGGUGAAGACUGCUGCCUCAAAGACCUCCGAGGUGGUAUCUAAGCAAUGGACAAACGUCCGGUUCGUUGUUGGAGUUCUUUUGGAUAAAGUUCUGGAAUGCUACAAUUCGGGCUGUAACUAA